AUGAGCCUGGAGAGACGUCCCGCAACCAACCACUCCAAGUUCUCUUCCCCCUCCCCUUCCGCCUGCGCCUCCCCGCACGCUUCCCCACCCGCAUCCCCCCGUGCUGCAACCGGCCGGCGCCGCUCCGACGUCUCGGAAAAUCUCGCGCUUCGCUUAAGCCGGCAGCUGGACGGCAAAGGAACUCCUGCUAGCUCCCCGCCAGUCUCGCCGCGAUGGUCGGUGAUUAGCUCCGAGCCACGGUCGCCUCGAUCGCCGCGCUUGGCGGUUACCGGAGCGAAGAGGCAGCCUCUCGUCCAGAACGCGACUAGCCAUCGUGGCCCCUCUUCCCUGAGCAAGGCUGGCGCUGGCGUGAGCGGCGGCGGCUGCGGCGGUGGCUGCGGCAGCGGCGGCGGCGGUGGCGGAAGGGUUAAGGGUGCUGAGGCGGCUGAUUUGAGCACUAGCAAUGCUCGUCACCGUGGCGAACACACGCGCGAGCAUGCGACGCGGGGGGACGCGAAGGGCGGGCGCGGCGGAGUGGUAGCAAGGAACUCGUGUGGCGCAGCUGUAGGCGGGAGCGGGAGUGCCGCUUGCGGAAACGCUGGGGGCGGGGGUGGUCCCCGCUCGCCGCGGCAAGACAGCGGCCGACAGGAGAAUCGAUUUAAGAGCCGUGAUGCGGAUGACGCGGAGAGGGAGCGGCGAGCGAAGAAGGCGGAGAGACCCGUAGUUGGUUAUGGUGCUGGUCGUGGGGAUUCGGAUGCGAGAUUAUUGUCCAAGUCUGCUCUAGCCUCCUCUGGUGAGCGACCGCUGCCGACGCAUCAUGGCGAUGAAUUUGACUCAGGCGCAGGCCAUCAUGCGCCGGCGAAGGACAUGUCGCAGCUGUCGCACAUGGGCGUGCGACGAGAGGAGGGCAGCCCGGUCUCGCACAAAUCGUCGCCUCACCGUUUUCUCUUUCUUCUCUUCGCUUCCCCUUCACAAUCAGAUCGUUCCGUCAACUCUGUCGCAGAGUGCUACCCAGACGCGACCGUCACACUGCGUCAGCCGUCGCACGCGUCGCUCGCGUCGCCCAGCCAACAUGGCGACGUCGCCGUGGACCUCCUACGCCUGUCGCCACAAGACAUCGUCGGUGACGUGGCAGGCAUGGAGCAGGAUCUCGAGUACGUGCGCCACGUGCUCCUCAUCUCCGGAUUUGGCGGACCGUCUUUACCGCCCAUCUUCUCGCGCAACCUCCCGAUAAACCCGGUGGUUUUCGAGCAGCUGGAGUUUGAGAUUACGGGACAGCUCUCCCAACACUUUCCGUCCUCGUUAUCAGCGUCGUCAUUAUCGAGUACAAGCCCUUCCUUGAUAGGUUUAACAAGCCCAGUUGUUUCUACCGCCGCCGCCGCAGGCGCUACUGCUGGUGCAGUUGCCGCGGGGGUCUCGCGCCCGCCGUCUCCGUCGCUCUUUCCGCUCCCCAGCUUCGCCGUCGGCGCGCAGAACAUGUCGGAGGAGCGCCGCCAGCGCAUGCUGCUAUUCGACGCGGUCAACGAAGCGCUCGGCCGCACGCUCGCGCCGUAUCUGGAAGAGCUGCAAGCGCAAGAUGAGAUUAAGCGAGACGCGAAUAAUCGCUGCUCGGGUCGCCCGUCGCAGCUAUUCGCCGAUACUACGAAUACAGGUAGUGGGGAUAGUAACUUCGGCCUGUGGGAGUUGGAUAACGGCGCGUCUUUUUUCGCCUCGUGCUGUUCCGCCUCGCGCAAGCCCGCGCUUCUCCGCCCGCGCCCCAUCGGCCGCCAGCUGCUGCAGCGCGUGUGGGCGGAGGUGCACAGCUGGCCGGUUGCGCCGUCCGAUGACGUUUACGACAUUCUCGAUGACGCGGCGAGGAGGGACAUGGUGCGCGGAACCGAGCGCUGGUCCGCCGAGGAAGUGGCAGCUGCGGAGGUUCCGCAGGUGGUGUUUGCGCUGGAAUGCGCGGUGUUGGAGCGCGUAAUGGAGGAGAUAUGCCGCGAGUUUGCGGAAGUGGAGGAGGAGCGCGCGCUGUCGCGGCAGCGGAGGCUUAGCGCGAAUGGCGCUGCCACGGAGGGGGCAUGCGCAGGAAAAGCUCCUGGGGGAGGGCUGCGGAAAGGGGGGAGCGGAACCGAGAGAAGGUGGCUGCCGCGACGGUUGAAUUUCUGA
Molecule: messenger RNA, 2127 nt
Organism: Closterium sp. Naga37s-1
Lineage: Eukaryota; Viridiplantae; Streptophyta; Zygnematophyceae; Desmidiales; Closteriaceae
Source: the annotation of a GenBank genome assembly